AUGGCUUCAGUCGAAACCCAACUGGGGCCCCAAACUGUCGAUACUGCAUCGACCACUAUGGCUCCAACUCCAUUGAGCUCGAGUCGAGAUGGAGAAAGUGCCGGUGGCAAUGGCGGCAACAUCGAGUCAACUACACAAGAUAAUGACAGAUUUGCCGACGAAAUCGAGAACCUCAAGAAGAUGAUCCAGCAACUGGAACGGAAACAAAAAGGCGCCGCACCAGUUGAUGCUGAGCAGGAAGCAGAAGCAGCAAAGAGAAGAGCAUAUCGAGAGAACUACAAACGCAUGGAAGACUGCCUCUAUCAGCACCGGAAAGACUGGGAGCUCAACGACAGAUCCGAGUGGUGGAACAUGUGGUCCAACAACGAUUAUUUCCAGGACGGCAGAAACUACCGCUAUUGGAACUUGACCUACUCGAAUGAGUAUGCACGACCAGAUCCCUUUGACCCCGAACACAAUUGCAACACUACAGCUGAUGCCAAAUCUGGCGCGCAUGUGGAAUUUGACCGCGAGAUUGACUAUGGCCACCGCCGUGAGCGGCUUCGGAAGAACUUUGAGUGGGACAUGGACCGUCUCUACCUGGCUGAAGAGGCCGAAAAAAGGAGAAGAGAGAAAGAAAGGGAAGCGGAAGACGAAAAGCCCGAGCAGGAGGAGAAUACUGAGGAAGUGCUUGAUCCCGUCAAAACCUCACCGUCGAGCUUGACCAUACCCAAGCAGAACCGGGUAAGGUGGCCCGCGUUCAAGGCUCUGCACUCUGUGGACGAGGAGAAAGCACACGUCCUCGAUAUUCUCAUAGGCGAGCCUACUAUUGAUGAAGAUAUCAGGCAGUAUCGGUGGUAUGGGCACUCUGGCCAGCGGCGCCGCAAGGUCGAGAAUCUUCGGGAUCGCAAGGCGCAAGAGACAAAUGAGGCAGGACUGGCACCGCUUCCAGAGAGGAUUCGCAUUCAUUCAUCAAUUCUUCGCUACAUACUCGCGGAGAUCCUGGGAUCUCUGGCGGACGGUUCCUUGGCCGACAUGAAUAUCUCCUCUGUCGUCUUCAUCCGGCCGUUCAAGGCCAUCUUCUACUGUAGGGGGGCGUUGCACGAUUGGUACACUGCACUCGAGAAGAAGUUGAAGUCUGAGUCCGAGGCAGAGAAGAAUACUCUGGCUGUCACACAGGGGCCACAAACUGAAGCGAACCCUGACACCCAUGCACCGGGUGAUGAUCCAGAACCGGCGGCACUGGCCGAAAAAGGCCCAGCAGUUGAGGGCCUAUCCGAGGAGCAGUCUACAGACGUUCAGCCUGUGGAGGCCGCUCAAGACAACGUCAACGAUGGUGUCAAAGCCGACGGUGAGAGGGAAGAAGAGGACGCCGAAGAAAGUGAAGGAGAGGAGGAAGAAGAUAAGGAGAAGGGGAGUACCGACACCACAAAGUCUCCGACUGCACUGCUUCAUCUACGAUGCCUCCUAGACUUUAUAGACUCUGACAUCUCCAAGAGGCUGGAAUAUCUUCACGGGCCUCAAUGCCGCAAGAUCGUCUUCUCGGACCUCUGGUACCUAUUCCGCCCGGGAAUGGAGGUUAUCGGAAGAGAUGGCAAGCAGGCUUACAGAGUCAUCAGCGUCAGCAGCGCAAACCACCGUGUCGCGUCGGCAUGGGAGAGGUGGUACAGCAAUCCCACCCGCAAAUCGUCAGUCUUCAACAUCACCUGCAUCUAUAUCGAUUUUGACGGGAAGAAUAUUGGGCCAGUCACCAAGGUGUUUGACUUCAAACGGUUCGAGGGCGAGAAAGAGGUGACUUUACUGGAAGUCUAUCCGCUCCGCCUUCAUCCUGUCAAGCAGUCUGACUUUGAAGACUCGGUGUGGGAUGAAGUCAAGGCUCUCCCACCAGACCAACAGUAUCGACAGAAGCUGAUCCGCCGAGGAGCCAUGUUCCUCCAAGUCGCCGCCGUCAAGCACAUGUACUAUGUCGGGCCGACUUUGGAAGCACGAGAGGAUGUGGAAGGCCAAGUCGUCGUCGACUUUGAAACAGCCUUUUCUGUCGAAGACGAGACGCAGAAGGAAUGGAAGCCAGUGUUGCAGACGCUCAUCGGAAAUACUUCCGGCCAAGAUCAAGAUGACGACGACGAAAUGAGAACUUGCCGUGGGCUAUGCUGUGCCAGCGACUAUAUAUAUAAUGACUUCAACGUGGACGAGCAGCAGAAGACCGAGUACAUCAACAGUCUGCUGCCAAGCGUGACUUCUUUGAACGAGCAGCCUUCGAUCGCCAUAUUGCCACGGCCAUUGAGUGACCUGCGAGCUGGCAAUACGAACGCUGCUGUGGCUUCGGACGACGAAUUGGUCAUCAUGUCUUACCGCGUGUUUGGCUUCGUCCUGCGCAACCGGAAAUGGGCCAAACUGGAUCUCACCUACAUGACGGCCAUACACGCACCUGAUGUCGAAAACGUGCUGGCUGAUGAACAAACGCGCAACACCACCGCCAAUAAGAAGCAGAAGACGGCUUUUGAUAGCCUGGUCAUCAAAAAGGAACACAGGUCCAUGAUUGUGUCCCUUGUCGCCCAGCACUUCCGAGACAAGAAGUCGACAAGUGGACACCAGCAACAGUUUGACAUUGUCAAGGGUAAAGGCAAGGGACUCAUUAUGCUGCUUCACGGCGCACCUGGGGUGGGCAAAACAUCUACCGCCGAAGGAAUAGCAGAACUCUUCAAGAAGCCGCUUUUUCAGAUCACCUGCGGAGACCUUGGAACCACGGCAGCAGAAGUCGAAAAGGCGUUGGAAGUGAACUUUGCAUUGGCAAAUCGAUGGGAUUGCGUCCUUCUUCUUGACGAAGCCGAUGUAUUUCUGGCCGAGAGAACCAAAGAGGACUUUAAGCGGAAUGGACUGGUAGCAGUGUUCCUGCGUGUCAUGGAGUAUUACGCCGGCAUCCUCUUCCUCACAACGAACCGCGUUGGAGACUUUGACGAAGCCUUUACGUCCAGAAUCCACGUCAGUCUCUACUACCCAGAGCUAGACGCCGGAAACACUCUCGAAGUCUUCGACAACAACCUGGCCAUGAUCGAAGACCGCUUCGCAAAAAAGAACAGAGUCAUCAACAUUGACGGAUCUAGUAUCCGCAGCUUUGCAACCAAGCACUACUACGAACACCCACAAGCACGCUGGAAUGGCCGUCAAAUCCGCAAUGCCUGUCAAACGGCCUUGGCCCUCGCCGAAUACGAAGCUCAGGGCAACAGUCACGAGGCUAUUCUGAAGCCGGAUGCUGUGAUCAAUCUGAACGAGACACACUUCCAAAUCGUCAAGAAUGCCUAUCUUGAGUUUACACAUUACAUGAACACGCUCUACGGCACCGGGGCCGCUCAACGGGCCAAGGAGGGCAGGCUGCGAGCUGUCUGGAUCGACGAGAACAACUGCGUUGUCGACAGCGCUGGAAUGAGCCACAAAGGGCAAGACAAGAAGGCCGCUUUUCUCAAAGCAACACAAGGGCAGCAGCUACCACAACAGCAAGUAUUCAUGCCACAUUCCCCUCCACAGCCGCAGCAGUAUGUCCUCCAGCAAGCUCAGUAUGGUCAGGGUUUUCACCCUCAGGGACAGCAGGAUGUGCAACAGCAGCAAUUGUUUCAACAGAUGAGCAUUCAGCAGCAACAGCAGCAAUAUCAACAGCAGAAUAUCGCUGCUCCGCAGCCUGUCUAUCCUGGUUCCAACCAGAUGCAGACACCCCAGAAUCCUGGCACUCAAACUUGGCAUAACCAAGGCGAUAGUCCGGGUAGUGUUUCGUUGCAAGCAUCUACAACAGGACAGAGUCCCUUGCAGGUCCCCCGUUCAAUGCCGCCGCAACAGGCUUCAGGGGCUUACCCUUUGGCAGGGCAGCAGCAGCAGCCAAAUGUGCACCAAUUCGGUCAGAGUAUGCAGGGCAUGUACACGACGCCAUCUUCUCAGUAA
Trichoderma reesei QM6a is the source of this 3912-nucleotide messenger RNA. RefSeq lists its product as uncharacterized. Gene Ontology annotation, molecular function: ATP binding; ATP hydrolysis activity. The transcript is spliced from 7 exons. The record is from RefSeq and is a predicted model, not a curated record. Lineage: Eukaryota; Fungi; Ascomycota; Sordariomycetes; Hypocreales; Hypocreaceae. The coding region runs from base 1 to 3912 and encodes 1303 amino acids.